GAAAGAGGACUGUUUACGAGCCUAGACUCUGAUCGUUUCGGUCGCUGUAGCUGGCCGCCCACCAUGAGCGGCGUCUACACCAGAAAGCCAUUGGACGAGAUCGACACAUCCAAAGGGGCGCUGCCCUUCAACCUGCAACGAGUCGCCGAAGACGAGCUCGGAGAAACUCCUGCGCGGAGAAAGGAAUGCCUCGAAAAGCUACUGCAGUCGUUGUCAAAAGAGGAAGACCUCCAUCCGAGACAAGAUGCCGCCUUCCUUCUGCGGUUCCUACGCGUGCGGAAGUACAACGUGGAGGCGGCGCUGCGUACCAUCCGCAACUACUACCGGAACCGCAACGCGACUCGGACCAUCUUCGAGGACUUAACGCCAUCCAGCAUAUCGGAAGCAACUCGACGGAUUACGAUGAUAAUGCCGGGAAAGGAUGUUUGCGGACGCCCGAUCCUUCUUUUCAAGAUCGGCUCGUGGGACAUCGUGGAAUCUUCUUUCGUCGAAAUGCACCGGGCCGUCAUGCUCUGCCUUGAGCAUUUAGCGAAAGAUCCUACAACGCAAACAUUGGGCAUGGUCAUGCUGUUCGACUACGCUAACCUGACGCCACAAAAAGUGCUCUCCAUCAAUGUGGGCUUGAUACGAAGAGGCUUCGAGUACCUUCAGUGCAGAAGACACCACGUCAUGCCAAGUGGACCUUCGAGAGAGGAAAAACCUCCUCAAGCAACUGGCGCGCUAAGGAUUGCAUGCCUAUGCGCAUGAAGGCCAUGUACGCCGUACGAGAGGGGCUUGCAUUUGACAUGGUCUACGCGCUGGUUAGGCCAUUCCUCAAGAAGAAGCUUGCCGACAGGUUUCAUCCGUACGGAGAAAAUUUUGAAGAACUCCACAAGCACAUAGACCCUCACGUCCUACCUAAAGAGUACGGUGGAGACGCACCUCCAUUAGACUUUAAUGAAUUCUGGAGCAAGCUUGAGGUCAACUACGAUGACUA
Dermacentor albipictus is the source of this 976-nucleotide messenger RNA. The record is from RefSeq and is a predicted model, not a curated record. Lineage: Eukaryota; Metazoa; Arthropoda; Arachnida; Ixodida; Ixodidae.